GUUUCUAAAAGGGAGUGGGUAGGUACAGAUAGUACUGCCCUGAAGCCUUCUAACGCUAACGAAACAGUUAUGAAGAAUUUAUCUCGGGGAUUUGAAUAGACAGACACAUCAUUUUGAACGCAAGAGAUCACCUCGAGACAAUGACAUUGGAUAUUGUCUAUUGUUUUACUCUGCUAAUCAGUUAGCGCUUCUUUCAACAUACACAAUGAGCUAUCACUUGUAAUGGGACUUGAAGAGAGUAAGAUUGGUCAGCCUAAUAAGACUACUUGCAAUGCACCAAAUUUAUGUUUCUUCGCACCUGUUUUGCCGGGCAGGAUUGUUCACCAGUGUACAUUGGAAUUAUGGAGAAAAUCUCAUAGAGAACUUUUUAAUUUUCCGGACAAAGUAAUGGUGUGCACUUAUCAAGUGCCACACGAUUGCACUUCAGCAUUCUGUCUUACCAGACAGAAUAUAGUCAACUUUAGGAAGUCGUGUUCUGUAUUUUCUUUGAGGAAGCGUAGAGAAUAUACAAAAAUGGCAGAACAUUUUGAAUACAAUCACAUACCUGCACAUUUAUCUUCCAUACAGGUAAUCAAAUGGCAUCAUUGGUUUACGUUAAGAACCUGCAUUUUAAGUCUGUGUUAGACAUUCACAGCGGUUUGGCAGUUGUUCACUUGGCUCGAGAUAUGAUCACUCAAUUCGCAUUAGUGGAUUUACGAAUUAAUAAGUUUCUUGGGUCAUUUGGUCGGCAGACAGUUUUAUUCAGUCCUGAAUCAACUAUAGGCAAAAUAUCACCCGAUGGGACAUACUGUCUAGUCAGGCUACCUUGGUCAAGAAAUAGGAGGGUUUAUAUUCUAAAGUUAUAUAACUUACGAAAUAGUGAAUUGAUUUCUGAACUCCCGUUAUCCAAUGCCUCGAAUUAUGAGGAGUCAUCAUCAACUAAUUCCCGUUUACCGCUAGCACCUUAUCAAGAGCAUAACAGACAAUAUUCGAAUAUUCGAACAUCCUGUGAUAAUGUCCACUCACCGUCAUCAUCAUCAUCGUCUGGUUCAAUGAAUCCAGAAUUAAGAGGGACUAGUCAAAAUGAAAACCAACUACAACUUGGUCCAGCUCGUUCAUCUCAGGUGUUAUUUGCUUUUGAUCCAAGAUUUGUCAAUUCACGUAUAGCAAUCACAAAUGUGGAUUUCCCGCACACUGUGAAUUCUCACAAGUCAUCAUCUAAUUGGUUGCCUGGAAUGCAAGCCACUUUAAGUUUGGUAAAACUUCCCACAUGGGAGUGUUUAGCUUCAACGAAUAAACUUUGUUCAUGGUCACCAUUAUCAAAUCGUACUGGACCAUCGUAUGUUGUUAACAACAAUACUUCGUCUUCGACUUCAACGUCGACUAGAGAAACUGGUCGACGAAGACGUUCGUCAGAUGCAAAUCAUCAUGCUGGGAAUUCACCGAAUUCACCGAAUACUUUCAGCAAUACAUUUCCACAUGUUAUGAGUAUAUUCUAUUCAAGAGAUGGUUAUUUCUUAUUCACAAUCACUACAGAAUCUCGUGUCUGUCGAUGUUCUGUCAUAGAUAAUCAUAGCCAUUCGGCGAACUCUUUGUUGUCGUCAGAAACAUCCAGUUACGCGGAUGAUGUAUGUCAUACGCCUAAUACAUCUCGAUUUUCAUCAAAUAGUACUACUACUGCUACUACUACUACUACUACAGAAAGUGGACGUAAUCAACAGAGGGUGUUAAAUUCAACUCAGUCGGUUGGUGAAUCAACUUCACGUUACACGUCAAAGACAAAUAAUGCGUCAUCGCCAAUGUUAGCGCCUACACUUCCUGGUUGUACAACAUUAUGGUUGACAAUAUUUAAUUCGGACACGCUAGAAAGGUUAAGAAUUCUAAGAUUUGAUCGAGCUAUAUGUCCUAUUCAUACAUGUCCUACAAAUUAUUUACCGGUGAUGAGUCGGUGUGGAGCAAGGAUAGCACUGAUUACACGACAAACUGUAGGGUUGUAUAAUAAUAAUAGUUAUAAUAGUAAUCAAAGUAUCAAUGUUAAUUCACGUGAAUGUCUGCUUUCUAGUUGUAAAAAUAUACCUGCAUCUUUGAGACAUUCUGUUCCAUCAAUAAAUGUUGAUGCCUGUUGUGAUUCACAAUGGGUCAGUACUAAAGGCAGUAGUCAAGAAAUGAGUAAAGAAAAUUCUGGCAGACGGAAUGAAUUAAAGAAACAACAAGCAAUCAAUUCACAAGCUUAUAUAUUCAAUCAACCAAGAAAUUUAAAUCUAAGUCAUCAUCUUUCAACUUCUCUACCUUCACCAUUGUCAAAAGUUCAUUUGUCUUCCGGUAGUGGUGGUGGUGGUGGUGGUAAUUCACCAUUCAACAAACAACAAAUCACUGGUUGUUCAACAUCAGAGUUAACGUCUGCUGCUACUCCCACCGCCGCCGGUGUCACCACUUCCUCUUCUCAGCAUCGUCCUAUGACUACAUCAUCUUUUGAUUCAUCAUUCAUUAGUAGUAGUAGUAGUAGUAGUAGUCGUUAUCAUUCUUCUUCUGUAAAUCCUAGUGGUACAACUGUGACUACUCCUACUCCUACUACUACUACUAAUAAUAAUAAUUAUAGUGGAGUUAUUAAUAUCAGCAAUACAAUGACAAAUCCAUCCGUACAAAUUGAUGUACUCCUUGUGUAUCAACUACCUCCACCGCCUAAACUACAAGCGUUAGCUAGACAAAGAAUUCGUCAACUUUGCAAAGAUGAACACCUAGAACACUUAGAUCUCCCGCGUAGAAUUAUCAGCUAUUUACGCUUUGAACCAUCGUAUACAUGUGCUGGAUCAUGUUUCUCAAGAUCAAAUAGUUCUACACGGACAAUAAGAAGUGAUAGUUUUGACCUAUAAUACAGGAUUACUUGGUGUGAGAUGGGUGUGGGGGGUGGGAAUGAAGUAGUCCAUCUUGCUUGCUUGCUUGCUUGGAUGAAUGAAUGAACAGUACUCACUACCAGUGUACUAUUUCUUCUCUUUCUUGUACUAUGCUGCGCGGAAUGUUAUCUGUCCAUCAGUCUCCUUUUAAAACUCUCUCACACACACGCACAUAUACAUACAAACAUACCUACAUACAUACACGUAUUAUCGCAGUCGACAUUCUAGGAUGAUUAUAACUGGGUAGGUAAUUUCGCCUUCCAUCGUUCUUUUCUAUUAUUUUUAUUAUUCUUGUUGUUUGCUGGCAGAAACUACCGUCUUUUUCCCCUUCCAUCGCACCCCAAUGAUAUCCUAAUAAUGACAUCCUUAGGAGGAGAUAUCCUGGAUAUUGCAGGAUAUUACAGAGCUUUUGGUUCCCCUCAAAUUUUUGUACUCAGUUAUUUCGAUUAUCGCUUCUUUUUUCCUUGAGUGUUGUUGUUGUUGCCCUUUCCCUUUCUUUCCCUCUUACUUUCAAACUGUGUUGUGCAAUCACCAGCCCUGCUGAUGCCUGAAUACACUCAACACACUACAUCGCCUGAUUGUUUACGCACAGAAAAAAAAUAUUGUUACUUUUUUGUAUUUUCUCUGUUUUUUAUUUGAGAAUUUUAUAUACAUUUGUAUACAUAUUUCACCUCCAAGCCCCGCUACUCCCGGUCCCUUGUCAUUUGUCUCUUGAUCGAUUGAAUUCUAAGGUAUAAAUCAUGCCAUGAAUACUAUUCAUUCAUUGUACUCAUUACUAAUUGAUGGGGUUAUCAUCAUUCUAUGCUGUGUGUAUUCAUAAAUUGUUCCUUCCCCGUGUGAAGGAUUGCUAUUCCUCUCCUUAGAAUUCUAUUGCUAUUACUAUUAUUCUCAUCAUUCUGUACCCUGUGAUCAAUCGUCUGUGUUUUUGAAAUGUGUACAGCAAAAGAAAAAAUAAUAUUUCCCAGUGUUUGAAAAAAAAACUCAAUAAUUUCAUUUUGUCUUUCGUAUAUAUAUAUAUUUUCGUGAUUUUCUUUUGAAAAUUCGCCCCUUCUUUUUUGUAUGUCGAUGUGUGUGUGUGUUUGUAUGACGACAGCUCUUACUUUUUGUCUGCUCUACACAAUAUAUAUAUAUAUAUAUAUAUAUAUAUAUAUGUAUAGGUUAACUAAUAACAUUUGCUUCUGGUC
Messenger RNA from Trichobilharzia regenti, 4057 nucleotides. The record is from the annotation of a GenBank genome assembly. Lineage: Eukaryota; Metazoa; Platyhelminthes; Trematoda; Strigeidida; Schistosomatidae.